AUGGCUAUCAAGAACAGUCUCUUGUUGGUGCUUCCCUUCUUGUAUGGAGCUAGUGCGGAUUGGACCACGACAGUAACUACCACGCUUGUUGUCCCCAACACCGUUACUCCUGUCGUUGACUUUGUGACACCUCCGCUGGCAAUAUCAACGCCCUCAUCGUCAACUCGAACUCCAUUGUCAUUUACGUUUGACCAUGAAAAGAGCCAUAAGCUGAAGCUUACCUCUGUCGUCACUGUGCCGGACGGCCAAAUCCCCACUGUUCAUUUCAGUCUCAUCACCUCGUCUGGGGCCGUUGAUCCAUCCGUCACUUCAUCGACUCCACCCGCCGAGGCAGGCGGGGGCUCAGAGACCGAGGAAUCUUCCGGGGCCACAUCUUCAGCCCCAACACCUGCCCCUACAAAUCCAACUGGACCAAAUGCCCCAGGCACCUCCCCUGCUAGUUACACAAGCUCCGAGCCACUCAUCCCUGGUGGAUCUACAACACUAGGCUCUGCAGGUGGAACGUCAAGCUCUGGACCAAUAAUCCCAGCCUCAGCCGGAUCAAAUACAGCAAACUCCUCUCCUAAUGGACACACAAGCUCUAAGCCACUCAUCCCUAGUGAAUCUACGACACGAGGCCCUACAGGUGAAAAGUCAAUCUCCGGACCAAUAAUCCCAGGCUCAACCGGAUCAAAUACAGCAAACUCCCCUCCUAAUGGACACACAAGCUCCAAGCCAUUGAUACCACAUGGCUCUACGACAUCAGACUCCCCAAAUAGGCCUACAAGUACAAAGCCAGAUGGUGUAGGCUCGACUGCUUCAGGUUCAACUGCCUCAAGCUCCACUCAUCCUGGACCUUCUGGCGAAAGCUCAACUUCAGACUCCUCAGACGAGUCAUCCAGUUCUCGACCUAAUGGCCCGGAUUCAACUGGCUCUAAUGCGUCAAGUACCAAGCCACUCAUCCCUAGUGGAUCUACGCCAUCAGGUUCUGCAGCUGGAACCUCAAGCUCUACCCCGGAAAACUCUGCAAGUAACUCAGCAUCAACAACUUCAACACCUCUUUCAGAUGACACGUCAACAACCGAUGGAACAUCCUCUAGUCAGCAGACAACCACCUCUGGGCAGACUCCUUCAAGUGGAGACCUAUAUUCCACCACGACGGGCCGUCCCAGUUCAAUACCGUCUGUGAAACCAUCUGAUCAGGUUUCCUCGGUGAAUUUGGCAUCCGAAUCCGCUAUAACAGAGGCCACGGGUAGCGAUACUGCUAUUGCCGUUUUUGCACCGACAGCAUCGCCGUCUCAGGAAGAAUGGGCAACCAUUCCGACUACCACCGAGACUGGAAGCGCAGCUACCACUAGCUCUGAUACUCCUAUUGCCAUUAUUCUGAGCAAUCCUUAUAACAAUAUCGAGGAUCUCAAGAAGGACCCGAAAAAAUAUAAAGACCACAUUGAAGAGAUUGACGAUAAAACUUCUGAAUAUCUCUCCAAAACAAAUUUCGACACAAGCAAAACCCCCUGCUCAGGCUCCAAGAAAAGAUCGUUGACAAAGAGAGGUCUUUUUGAUGCUGUUACCAGUAUCGCGAAAGAAGCUGUCGGCGCUACUGUGGAUACUGCUGCGGACAUCGCUAAUUCUGCGCUCAGCUGUGUGGCACCGAUUAUUAAAGACAUAAAAGAUGUGAUUCCUGACGAUGCCGACGGUAUAGAACCUGAGAUCGAGGAUCAGAUCAAGAAAGGAACCGAGUAUCUUGAUGAAAUCAGUAAUAUCGUGGAGAAUAUGGAGGAAAAGAAAAACGACCGACAUACAUCAGAAUCUCAAUCUGAUUCCUCAACUUCUGAAUCUCAAUCUGAUUCCUCAACAUCUGAAUCAACAACAGCUACUUGUACGUCAAGUACUACAUACUCUGAUUGUACCUGGGAUACAGUUGUCAGUCAAGUGCCUCACUCAGACACUACUACAAUUAGUAUAAUUACCAGUACUGAGUCAUGUACCACAAGAACCGCCUGUGAAGCUACCCCGACCACAUUUGAAACAACAUCCACGUUGAAAGCAUGUACUCGUCGUGCUAGAAGUUCAUCUAAACUCUCAACCGCAGCCACUGAUGACAGUGAUACCGCGACACCUGGCGCUGGUGGAUCUACAGCUUCAACUUCAACGGCGCCUAUGACAUCUCCUCCAGGAUCAUCAACCAAAACAACAACUUCUGACAGCUCCACUACCACCACAGGACCUGAAUGCAGAAUGAAUCAUAUUGUUAAUCGGAAGGCCGACGAGGAGUAUUGUGUUUUCGACUGCUCAGACUAUAGCGGUACCUGGAUGACUGCCAGUUCCACAUCCGGUCAGGAGGACUAUCAAUUGUGUCCCUACUCUCGACCUCCUGACCCGAGUCUGUCAUGGAAUCCAGAAAAUAAGGGCUCCUUUACUACGACAGCCGAAGAUGGCAUCGUCUACUCCUGUGGCGACUCUGGCUACCUUGACAAUAAUGCCGGAAACGCCAAGUCCUGUGUGACCUCGAUGGAAUCUAUUACUCAGAUUACCUCCAUAUAUACGGCAUACACUGCCUCCCUGGAAUCGGAAGCAUCCGAAUCGAGAUCCAGUGUCAGUGCUUCGAAAGCGAGUGCGUCGAGUGCUUCAGCGGCGUCGGCAGCAUCAGCGUCGGCGGCAUCAGCCGCUGCAGCUACCCCGAGUAGCUUUGUUUUCAUUUCCGAGAUAUCAAACAUCGGUUUUGACGCUGCGUCAAGUGGACCGCCUGGUUAUGCUGUUACCAGCAGUGAAUAUUACGACCCCUAUAUUUGUGAUCUUGAAACUAUUGGGUCGGAUAACAGUUUUGGAAACAGUCCACCGGAUCUUGACAUUGAUGGUGGGGAUUUCGAGGACUGCAAGUAUGACAGUGACAGUGACACCAUUGAGUGCGACAAUUUCAGUCUGCCCUGCAGCAGUGAUGAUGAAUAUACAGGAGAGCCUUCCACGAAAAAUUGUGACUCUACAGUGGUGCGUGUUUGUCAUCGUGACAUAUGA
This is a messenger RNA of Penicillium cosmopolitanum, 2994 nucleotides long. RefSeq lists its product as uncharacterized. The record is from RefSeq and is a predicted model, not a curated record. The transcript has a single exon. The coding region runs from base 1 to 2994 and encodes 997 amino acids. Lineage: Eukaryota; Fungi; Ascomycota; Eurotiomycetes; Eurotiales; Aspergillaceae.